AUGCUGCCUGCAGUCUUCAGGACCUCUCUGUGGGUACUAGACACGGACUGCCUCAGCGCUCUUGAGGCCGCCUGGCGGCACGACACUGCACAGCCGCAACAAUGUCCCGAUCAAGCGUUCCCACUGCAGCUGCACGUAGUGAAGGGAGGUGUCCCAUCCAGCGUCGUCGCCGCUGUAGAAGAGAAGAUGUCACACUGGCCCAGCAGUGGCAUAGGUAUGGGUAAGGUGGGUACGGUAGGUAUCCAGACGUCUACUCGAGGAGCAGCACGGAUGAAGUGCUGCGGCGUAGAGGCACGACUGACACCAAGGCGGGAUCCACGAAGCUAUGGCCCACCAGCAGACGAGUUGCAUGCAGGAGCGACCGAGAAAGACGCGUCCCGGCUGUGGGCGUUCAAUGCCGGCUCGAGCCUGGAGGAGCUUCGGAAGGCGUUGGUCGUGUAA
This is a messenger RNA of Sphaerulina musiva SO2202, 441 nucleotides long. RefSeq lists its product as uncharacterized. The record is from RefSeq and is a predicted model, not a curated record. The coding region runs from base 1 to 441 and encodes 146 amino acids. Lineage: Eukaryota; Fungi; Ascomycota; Dothideomycetes; Mycosphaerellales; Mycosphaerellaceae. The transcript has a single exon.